AUCAUCCUGCGCCCGCCUGCCCCGCGACGUGCCGGCAGCUGGCGCAGCCCUCCGCUCGCCCGACCUCCCCCUCCCUGGUUCCGCGCUCUGGUUCCGCCAUGGAAUCCAACAAGGAUGAAGCCGAGCGCUGUAUUAGCAUCGCCCUCAAGGCCAUCCAGAGCAACCAGCCUGACCGGGCGCUCCGCUUCCUGGAGAAGGCGCAGCGGCUGUAUCCGACGCCGCGAGUUCGCGCCCUGAUUGAGUCCCUCAACCAGAAACCACAGUCUGCCGGUGACCAUCCCCAACCCACAGACGCGACCCACAGGAAAGCAGGUGGCACCGAUGCCCCCUCGGCCAACGGAGAAGCUGGAGGAGGAGAGAGCACUAAAGGCUACACUGCAGAGCAAGUAGCAGCAGUAAAAAGGGUCAAGCAGUGUAAAGAUUACUAUGAGAUCCUGGGGGUGAGCAGAGGGGCCUCCGAUGAGGACCUGAAGAAGGCCUACCGGAAGCUGGCCCUCAAGUUCCACCCAGACAAGAACCACGCACCUGGUGCCACUGAAGCUUUCAAAGCCAUUGGCACAGCAUAUGCGGUACUUAGUAACCCAGAGAAAAGGAAGCAGUAUGACCAGUUCGGUGAUGACAAGAGCCAGGCAGCCCGGCACGGCCAUGGGCAUGGGGACUUCCACCGUGGCUUUGAGGCGGACAUCUCCCCUGAGGACCUCUUCAACAUGUUCUUUGGUGGUGGCUUCCCGUCUAGUAAUGUCCACGUCUACAGCAACGGCCGCAUGCGCUAUACCUACCAGCAAAGGCAGGACCGCAGGGAGAACCAGGGUGACGGCGGGCUGGGCGUCUUUGUGCAGCUGCUGCCCAUCCUCAUCCUGAUCGUCGUGUCGGCGCUCAGCCAGCUCAUGGUCUCCAGCCCUCCAUACAGCCUGAGCCCACGGCCGUCGGUGGGCCAUGUCCACAGGCGAGUCACUGACCACCUGAAUGUCGUCUACUACGUGGCAGACACCUUCUCUAAGGAGUACACGGGCUCCAGCCUCAAAACAGUUGAACGGAACGUGGAAGACGAUUACAUCGCCAACCUCCGAAACAACUGCUGGAAGGAGAAGCAGCAGAAGGAAGGCUUGCUAUACCGGGCCCGCUACUUCGGUGACACGGAUAUGUACCACAAGGCGCAGAGGAUGGGCACCCCGAGCUGUAACCGACUGUCAGAGGUGCAGGCCUCCCUGCAUGGAUAGUCCCGGGCCAGCCACGCCACGGAGGUCCAAACCAUGAAAUCCCUGGAGAAUUUUUGGUGACAUGCACUGAGCCAAGGUGAUGGACUGUGUAUUUAAGGAAAGACAUAAAAAGAAAAAAAAAUUAAAAUGGAAUUGGAGGCCGAGCGCCGCCCAGCUGCCCUCUCUCUCACCCAGUAAAUGCUGAAAGCUCUUAGGACAGGAAAACCUGCCGCGGGGCUGCUUCCCUUCCUCCCCGGGCUGGCAGAGGCUCCACUUCGGCUCUCUCCUAGGAUACGGAAACCAUGGCAACGAAAGUAGAAUGUAAAACUUGGAGCAAACGGCUGUGGAAAGGGCUGGGGGAGGGGCCGCCCAACUGCCUUCCUCCCCCUCCUGGGAACCCCCACCGGUCACCUCUCCGUGGAAGCCAGUCAGAGGCGUUGGCCAAGGAUAGGAGGAGGAGGGGCGAGAACUCUCCAUAGAAUGUGAUUUAUAGAGCAAGUACAAGUGUGUGUGUGUGUGUGUAUAUAUAUAUAUAUCUAUUUAUAUGUAAAUAGCAUAUUUAAAGAUAUAUAUAUAUAUAUAUAGUCUGCUUUUUAAACUAUGCAGGGAUUUGGUUAAGUUGUUUAGCUGAUUUCUUCCCUGUUUUAGAAAACAAGGCCUGUGUGGGGAAGGUAACUUGGUCCUUCAGAGGCUAAACAUUGGCCAUAGCUGACAGCCUGAGGGGCAGUCCGGUCGCAGGUUUUCACGCUCCCCUCAGCCCCGGCCUGCUUUUGAUGGCAGCGGUAAUCAUGAUAGUGUAAGUGUAGAGAACUCAGAGGUUGCCAGGGUUACGAUGAAGCUGGAGGGGAGCAGGCUUUCAGAGGAGAAAGUGCCCCUGGGGCCAGGUGCCCUGUCAGGAUCCAGUCAUAGUGGAGCCCGCCCCCCCAGGCCGCCUGCGGGUGUGAGACCACCCGCCACAAGCUUCGGUCAGCUCAGGUGGGCUAUUGGGCCUGGGGCCCAGGAGCCCUCUGCCCCCCCCCCCCCCCCCCCGCCGCAGAGAGCAGGGUUAGAGGGGGACCAAGUUCUGCCUGGCCGCCCCCCCCUCAGUCCCAAAGUGGUUUUUGCCUUAUAGAUGCCCCAGGGCACAGCUCCGAGUUGUGGCUGCUGGUUUUUCCCAAGUCAGGCACCAAGGACUCCAGACGGUUCUUCCUCCAAGAGUCAGCCAGAUGAUGCCCAAGACCCUGGGGGCAGCAGCCGACUCCUGAAGAAAGUCU
Messenger RNA from Zalophus californianus (California sea lion), 2452 nucleotides. RefSeq names its product DnaJ heat shock protein family (Hsp40) member B12 (gene DNAJB12). The coding region runs from base 99 to 1220 and encodes 373 amino acids. The record is from RefSeq and is a predicted model, not a curated record. Gene Ontology annotation, biological process: cellular response to misfolded protein. The transcript has 9 exons. Gene Ontology annotation, cellular component: endoplasmic reticulum membrane. Gene Ontology annotation, molecular function: Hsp70 protein binding. Lineage: Eukaryota; Metazoa; Chordata; Mammalia; Carnivora; Otariidae.